CGUACUCCCUAUAUCUACUAUGAAUUGCUUGGUGAAUCAGUUGGACCACCAGAAAAGCCGUAUGAUUUUAAAGAGCCAGAGCUUAAAAUGAUAAAUAAUAAUUUAUUUAUCAGUUUAUCGAUUUAUCCAUCCAUUUAUAAAUUGGAAUUAUAA
Molecule: messenger RNA, 153 nt
Organism: Loa loa (African eye worm)
Lineage: Eukaryota; Metazoa; Nematoda; Chromadorea; Rhabditida; Onchocercidae
Exons: 1
Source: RefSeq, a predicted model, not a curated record